AUGGUAGAAAUGACCGCCGACCAUCAAAUCCCUGUCUUGACGACACGACUCGCCGUAGCCGUCCGCAAGAAACUGCUGGUAUUUGUAUGGAAAGACACCGAAUUUCACGAAACCAAAGAACUGAAUAUCCCAGAUCGGAUCAAAGCCAUGGCGUGGGUGGGCAAUACCAAGAUUUGUCUGGGAUUUGCGGCAGAAUAUGCUUUGAUGGAUGUGGAUCAAGACAAGUUGACGGAACUGUUCGCUCCUUCUGGACCAGCGGAACAGGGACCGAUGAGUACGCUUAAUAGUUUGUAUAAUACAAUGUCGAUUGGAUCCAGAGGAGGCAAGCCCAUGGUCACCAAGAUCCCCAAUAACGAGAUGCUGCUGGCACGCGAUCAUGUAAGCAUCUUUUUGGGAUUGGACGGCACACCAACGCGAAAAGUGGGUAUCGAAUGGUCUGGCGCACCGGAACAAAUGGUAGGCUAUUCGUAUCCCUAUGUGAUUGCAAUUCUACCGAAACAUGUCGAAGUACGCAACAUCCAAAGCCUUGCCCUGGUCCAACAGAUCGAAUUAUCCAGUGCAAGGUUCUUGAACCAGGGCAAGCUCGUCUAUGUUGCCAGCACAUCUCAAAUAUGGCGUCUGACGCCUUAUAGUUUCUCAACUCAGAUUGAUCAAUUGGUCGAGAAACAUGAGUACCAAGAAGCCGUCAGUUUACUUGACCAAAUCGACGCCGUAUUGGUAGAAAACAAAAAAGAAAAGCUGCGGUUGAUCCGAACCUUGUAUGCACACGAUCUGUUCCGACAUGGCGAAUACGACACUGCACUGAGCAUAUUCCAAGAACUGGAUACGGACCCAGCCGAUGUGAUUCGGCUGUACCCAGAGAUGAUUUCGGGCAGUUUGGCGAGCCAGCCCCCAGAGCAAGACAUUGAGGAAGAAUUAUUUCGACCUGCUAGUAUUAUAUCGUCGCGCAGUAAAACAACAACAACCACGACAGCGACAGGAGCUGAUAAGGGAGGAAAGAGCAUAGUGCCGUUGACAGGUUUGAAUUUACACGAUGCGGUCACGUAUCUGAUCCGGUUCUUGACCGAUAAGCGACAAAGGUUGUCGAAAAAGUUAUCUUCGUCAUCAUCUUCAUCCAAUGGUGCAGCAGCGACAAGUGGACAAGAAGGAGAAUGGUUACGGCAGGCAUCAUUGGUGGACACGGCGCUGCUCAAGUCGUACAUGAUGACAAAUGAUGCCUUGGUGGGUCCCUUGUUACGUGUGCAAAACCACUGUGAUGUACAAGAAUGCGAGACGAUCUUGUCGGAUAAAAAGCAACACACCCUGGGCUUAUCUAAAAAUAUGGUAUAUAGAUUAGGACAGCAGACCGAGGGCCCACUUCGCGGUGUACUUCCGACAAUCCGAUAUCUCCAGCGACUGGGACUGGACCAAUUUGACCUAGUCUUGCAAUACUCACGAUGGGUUUUGGAAAAGGAUCCUGUUCAUGGCAUGGAUAUUUUUAUCGAUGACUUGGCCGAAGUAGAGACAUUUCCACGCGACAAGGUCCUGCGCCAUUUAGAAUCCAUAUCGGGCGAUUUGGCGAUCCAGUAUCUCGAGUACAUUAUCCAUGAACUACGCGACACAUCACCGGAUUUCCAUAACCGGCUUGCUAUCGCAUAUCUGGACAAGAUUAUGAGCAUCGCCCAUGGGGAAGCAACAGGUAAAUCGACGCAUUACCGAGCGGAAAAAAUAUUGUUCCGCUUACCAAUGGAUGAUUUGUUCGAGGAACGUGCAAUAUUGCUUUCUCGCAUUGGACAACAUGACCAAGCGCUUGAUAUCUACGUAUACAAGCUCAAGAACUAUACAAUGGCUGAAGAAUAUUGUACAAAGGUUUAUCAAGAGGACCCAGACAAGGGCGAAAAAAUGUACCUGACUCUACUACGCGUUUAUCUCCAACCACGGCAUCACGAGAAGCCCCUGCUGGAACCGGCCUUGGAUCUACUGGCUCACCAUGGUUCCCAUAUCAACGCCUCUGAGGUGCUGGCCAUACUACCCCUGGCAACAAAGUUGCAUGGCCUGUUUCCGUUCUUUGAAAAGUAUAUUCGGGCGACAAACAAGGAAAGCCACAUGGAUGUGGUUGUCAAGAAUCUACUCAAGGCCGAGCAAAUUCAGGUGGAAGAGCAGUUGAUGUACUAUCAGUCGCGAGCUGUCAAAAUCACUGAAGAUCGGAUGUGUCCGCAGUGCAACAAGCGGAUUGGAAACAGUGUAUUUGCCGUAUUUCCUAGUGGCGUCGUUGUACAUUACUCGUGCAAGGAAAAGAUCGAGCAAACGCAAUGGAAGCUCAUGUAA
This is a messenger RNA of Zychaea mexicana, 2307 nucleotides long. RefSeq names its product vacuolar sorting protein 39 domain 2-domain-containing protein. Gene Ontology annotation, biological process: autophagy; vesicle-mediated transport; intracellular protein transport. The coding region runs from base 1 to 2307 and encodes 768 amino acids. Lineage: Eukaryota; Fungi; Mucoromycota; Mucoromycetes; Mucorales; Lichtheimiaceae. Gene Ontology annotation, cellular component: cytoplasm; fungal-type vacuole membrane. The record is from RefSeq and is a predicted model, not a curated record. The transcript has 13 exons.